Molecule: messenger RNA, 396 nt
Organism: Boleophthalmus pectinirostris (great blue-spotted mudskipper)
Lineage: Eukaryota; Metazoa; Chordata; Actinopteri; Gobiiformes; Gobiidae
Product: transcription factor HES-5-like
Exons: 2
Coding region: 7-396 (129 amino acids)
Biological process (GO): regulation of neurogenesis; regulation of transcription by RNA polymerase II; anterior/posterior pattern specification
Cellular component (GO): nucleus
Molecular function (GO): RNA polymerase II cis-regulatory region sequence-specific DNA binding; protein dimerization activity; DNA-binding transcription factor activity, RNA polymerase II-specific
Source: RefSeq, a predicted model, not a curated record
CCACACAUGGCUCCUACAAUCACUGCAGCAACAGGCCUCUCUCAGGACCACCUCAGCCUCUCUCACAAGCUGAGAAAGCCUGUGGUGGAGAAGCUGCGCAGAGAGAGGAUCAACAGCAGCAUUGAGCAGCUCAAGUCUCUCCUGUGUGCAGAGUUCCUCCAACAGCAGCCAGACUCCAAGCUGGAGAAAGCAGACGUCCUGGAGAUGACCGUCACUGUGCUCACACGUCUGCAGCAGCAGAACAAAACACACUUCCUGUCCCAGAGCCUCAUGAAGAACUCUCAGCAGAGCCACUGCACUGAGCUUCACAACCACAGGGAGGCGCUCUUCUGUCUACAAAGCAGCACCAGCAAAGACAAGAGACCAGAGAACAGUGCUCCCUGGAGGCCAUGGUAG